AUGGGCGCCACUAGCAUGAGUCCUGCCGAGCGACUGCGCGCCCAACUCGCAGACCCAAAUUUCCUGACUGUCGCGUUAGGGGUUUACGAUGGUGUGCAAACCGUAGGAACCUCGGUCAAAGCGGAGUUCGCUAAUCUGUCUCAAGGAAUCUCUGCAAGGACAGCGCUAGAGACGAACCCUCCAGCCUUGUACAUGUCAGGAGCGGCCACCGCCGCUAGUAUGCUAGGCCAACCGGAUCUAGGAAUCGCUACUCAAGAGCACUUCAUUCAAAAUUUGAAUAUGUUAACUUCGAUCGCCGGCAACACUCCAGUCAUUGCCGAUGCUGAUACUGGAUUCGGAUCGGUCCUCAACAUUGCUCGUACCGUCGAGUGUUACGAGAGGGCCGGAACUGCCGCCCUGCAUAUCGAAGACCAGGUGAUGCCCAAGCGAUGUGGACAUCUGAAAGGAAAAGAAAUUGUGUCACGAGAGGAGUGGAGGGCACGAUUGAAGGCGGCGGUGAGUGCGCGUUCAGGCAAGCCCUCGGCGCCCUUGAUCAUCGCACGGACGGAUUCUAUACAGGGCCAUGGGUUGGAUGAAGCCAUCGAGCGUAUACGUAUAGCAGGGGAGGUUGGAGUCGAGAUCGGAUUUGUCGAAGCCCUCCUAACCAAAGAAGAUGCUGUUCGUGCUGUUCGUGAGCUUGCUCCAAUGCCCCUGGUGUUGAACCUGCCUACGCACGGCGCCACGCCGGACUUCACAAAUGCCGAGGCGAAAGAAAUGGGCUUCAGAAUCACAUGGCAUCCUCUAGCUGGAGCGGUAUCGGCAGUGCAUGCCCUUAGAAAUGCAUACGGCGAGGUCAUGAACAAGGGAACGGAUGUAGCCACCGCUCAGGGAAUGGGUCCACGAGAAUUCUUCCAAGUUAUGGGCUUGGGUGAUGCGAUUGCCUUCGAGAAAAAGAUUACAGGAGGCCCCUUAUAUGUUCUUGUCACGCUUUACUUGCUCGGCCGGCUCCUCAGCGUGCGGUAUCUGACACCAUUGCGAAGAGUACCCGGCCCAUGGCUGGCAAGCAUCACAAGACUAUGGAAGGUCCAGAAAGCCUUCGCAGGGGAUAUGCAAUGGGUGAAUAUCGACCUGCACAAGCGCUAUGGCCCCAUUGUUCGCAUUGCUCCCGAUGAAGUCAGCACAGAUGAUCCUGGAGAGAGCCUCAAGGUAAUCUACGGCCAUGGAUCACAGUACAAAAAGGCACGCUGGUACGAAGCGUCGGAUGCACCAGGCGACUACUCUUUGUUCACCGACGCCAACAUCCAACGGCACGCGCAUGACCGCCGGAUGGUUGCCGCCGGGUUUUCGAUGACCGCGCUCAUGGAGAUGGAGGGCUUUGUAAGCAAUUGCGUGGCUAUAUUUGAGACUCGUUUGGACGAGUUUGCAGAUCAGAAGGAGCCUAUCGACAUGGGCAACUGGCUCCAAUGUUAUGCCUUUGAUGUGAUCGGAGAGAUCACGUUUGCCAGGCGGUUCGGCUUUCUAGACCGGGGCAAGGAUGUGGGAAAUAUCAUGAAGGCCCUGGACGGAUUUCUGUCUUAUUCUGCCAAAUGGGCAUGGUCCUAG
This is a messenger RNA of Rhinocladiella mackenziei CBS 650.93, 1581 nucleotides long. RefSeq lists its product as uncharacterized. The transcript has 8 exons. NCBI's taxonomy places the organism in Eukaryota, Fungi, Ascomycota, Eurotiomycetes, Chaetothyriales, Herpotrichiellaceae. The coding region runs from base 1 to 1581 and encodes 526 amino acids. Gene Ontology annotation, molecular function: monooxygenase activity; iron ion binding; oxidoreductase activity, acting on paired donors, with incorporation or reduction of molecular oxygen. The record is from RefSeq and is a predicted model, not a curated record.